Messenger RNA from Acanthisitta chloris (rifleman), 1837 nucleotides. It is a transcript of the gene WARS1, whose product is annotated as tryptophanyl-tRNA synthetase. Bases 108 to 1529 code for a protein of 473 amino acids. The transcript is spliced from 10 exons. Gene Ontology annotation, cellular component: cytoplasm. Lineage: Eukaryota; Metazoa; Chordata; Aves; Passeriformes; Acanthisittidae. The record is from RefSeq and is a predicted model, not a curated record. Gene Ontology annotation, biological process: tryptophanyl-tRNA aminoacylation. Gene Ontology annotation, molecular function: ATP binding; tryptophan-tRNA ligase activity.
CAGUUCUCCUUGUGGCUGCUGGUUUGAAUCUACAAACCAAAUUGGAAUUGGAAGAGGAUAAAUUUAGCUGAUCUGUAAAUCACCAGAUCUUUGUGCAGUCUGGCAGAAUGGCUGACAGUCCAAACUGUGAUUUGAAAUCUCUGAGUCCACUUCAGCUGUUUGAAAGAGUCACUGAACAAGGAGAGAAAGUCAGAGCACUGAAAGCAGGAAAAGCACCAAAGGAUGAAAUUGAUGCAGCAGUGAGGAUGCUACUGUCAUUAAAAUUGUCAUAUAAAACAGCAACAGGACAAGAUUAUCAGGCAGGCUUGCCUCCAAAAGAUCUUGUGUUGAUAAACAAUGGCACAGCUAAAGAAGAGGACGAGGAUUUGGUGGAUCCCUGGAAUGUGCAGACAUCAAAUGCUAAGGGCGUGGAUUAUGACAAGCUCAUAGUUCGGUUUGGCAGCAGUAAAAUCGACACAGAUCUGAUCAAUCGAAUAGAAAGAGCUACUGGGAAAAGACCUCACCACUUUCUACGCAGAGGAAUCUUUUUUUCUCACAGAGAUAUGGACCAAAUCCUCGAUGCUUAUGAAAAUAAGAAGUCCUUUUACCUUUAUACAGGCAGAGGACCAUCCUCUCAGGCAAUGCAUGUUGGUCAUCUUAUCCCAUUCCUGUUCACAAAGUGGCUGCAAGAAGUAUUUGAUGUUCCCUUAGUUAUACAGUUAACUGAUGAUGAGAAAUACCUUUGGAAGGACAUGACAAUUGAGAAGGCAUAUGAGUAUGCUAAAGAAAAUGCAAAGGACAUCAUUGCAUGUGGGUUUGACGUCAAUAAAACCUUUAUAUUUUCAGAUUUAGACUACUUAGGGACAAGUUCCGGAUUCUACAAAAACAUUGUCAGAGUUCAGAAACAUGUGACAUUUAACCAAGUGAAAGGAAUCUUUGGCUUCACAGACAGCGACUGCAUUGGUAAGAUCAGUUUUCCUGCUAUUCAAGCUGCUCCAUCCUUCAGUUCAUCAUUUCCACAGAUCUUUAAUGGCAAGGAGAACAUUCAGUGUCUGAUCCCAUGUGCUAUUGAUCAGGAUCCUUAUUUCAGAAUGACCCGGGAUGUAGCACCUAGAAUUGGACAGCCUAAACCAGCCUUGCUGCACUCAGUCUUCUUCCCAGCCCUACAAGGAGCACAGACCAAAAUGAGUGCUAGUGACCCAAACUCCUCCAUCUUCCUCACUGAUACCCCCAAACAAAUCAAGACAAAGAUUAACAAACAUGCCUUCUCGGGGGGCAGAGACACUAUAGAAGAGCACAGGAAGUAUGGAGGAAACUGUGAUGUUGAUGUGUCUAUUAUGUACCUGACUUUCUUCCUGGAAGAUGAUGCCAGGCUUGAACAACUGAAGCAGGCAUACACCAGUGGGGAAUUGCUCACGGGGGAGCUGAAGAAAGUGCUUAUUGAGACAAUGCAGCCCUUGAUAGCAGCUCAUCAAGAGAGAAGGAAGCAGGUCACAGACGAAGUUGUGAAGCAGUUCAUGACUCCACGGAAAUUAGCUUUUGAAUUUUGAAGAAAUGUGUAUGUAACUUAGCACUUGAUAAUCCAAAACCAAUUAACCGUUGUCUUCUGUUGUAUGUCAUCACUUCCUGCUUAUGUACAGCCUGGAAUCAGUGCUUUAUAAAUACUGCUUGUAAGGAAUUCAUUGCCAUGAACAGCAGAGUCCAGAGAAAGUUUAAAGCAAGACUUGUAUCUAUUUAAAAUUGGAAUAUAAAAGGCAGAAUUGACCAGUCUUGCAGAAAAGCAUGUAUGUCAGCAUAAUAUUGUAUUUUAAUGUAUUUCAUGUUGAAAAUAUAAAUAAAAUUUCCAUUUGAUGAUAAA